Messenger RNA from Lactuca virosa, 258 nucleotides. The record is from the annotation of a GenBank genome assembly. Lineage: Eukaryota; Viridiplantae; Streptophyta; Magnoliopsida; Asterales; Asteraceae.
AUGCAAUCUACCGAAUCAGAUAAGGAAAUCAGCAAGUUGCCAGAGAAAAGGAAAAAGAUAAGUUUUAAGAUUGGCGGUGGUAAGAAUGAAACUGACAUGACGUUUGGGGUUGAUUUGAAGAGUGGGAUUUGUAAUUGGGGGAGGAGAAUUUCGUGCCAAAUCUAUGAUGUUGACAGGGAUUCUUAUAUAGUUACUGGGGAUAAAUUUGAUUGGUUAACAAGUUUUGAUCUGUGCCGCUUUUGUUUGAGGUUGAAAUAA